Rubroshorea leprosula is the source of this 3683-nucleotide messenger RNA. The record is from the annotation of a GenBank genome assembly. NCBI's taxonomy places the organism in Eukaryota, Viridiplantae, Streptophyta, Magnoliopsida, Malvales, Dipterocarpaceae.
GAGGUAAUGCUCGAACUUGGCAUUAUAGUCUACCUCCGAGGUCAAUUAGUUCUUACACAGAAAUGGCAUCUGCCUUUGCCACUAAGUUUUCCAGUAGAAGGUUGAUUAGGAAAACUACUACCGAAUUGAUGCGAGUUAAACAGAGGGACGGAGAGUCUCUAAAGAACUACAUGAGCAGGUUCAAUGAUGCAGUGUUGGAGGUUAAUUCCUUCGACCAAGCUGUGGGCAUUGCAGCUGUAAUCUCUGGUCUCAAACAUGACAGGUUCCGAGACAGUUUGAUCAAACAUGCUGCCACCUCCUUUAGCGAGGUAAACGACAGAUCUCUGAAAUUCAUAACUGCUGAGGAAUACGCUCUGGCGCAAAACCCACCUUCCUCUAAGAACCAGAACCCAGAAUGGAGAGAUGACAAUCCGAGCCGGAAAAGGAUGAGAAUGGCGCAUAACCGAGGUCCGAUGUUGACCUCCCCAACGAGAUUCGGAAGGACGAACUCAACACCUCCGCAACAAUCUCCAGGUAAACCUCCAGUUAAUUGGACUCCCUUUAAUCUGCCGAGGUCACAAAUUUUUAUGCAGAUCAAGAAUAAAAUGGAUUUAAGGCGUCCUGGCCCGAUGAAAACUGCUGCUGCCAGUCGAGACCACACCAGAUAUUGUGAUUUUCAUCAAGAUCACGGCCAUACUACAGAGCAGUACAACAGCUUAAAGUCCGAACUGAAAAGUUUAGUUCAGAAGGGAAUGCUAAAUGAGUAUGUUCAGAUAACUGAACAGCCGAGGUUUAUCAGAGAACAGAGGCCGCAGCCUCAAAGAGUCCGCAAUCCUCCAAAUAGGCAAGGUGUAGGAUAUCAGCAAGCCCCACCUCCACUCCCACCACCAGCUAGAAUAAUACAUAUGAUUACGGGAGGCCUUGAAGCAGGUGGACUGAGCUCUAAGCAGCGAAAGCUGUAUGUCAGGGAGGUUAAACAUCAAAACCAAGCUCAGAAGCAGAAGAUUGACGAUGCUGAGUGGAAAAAUCAACCCAUUACUUUCACGUCUGCUGAUCUUGAUACAGUUGUCACACCCCAUAAUGAUCCCUUGGUCACUUCUGUCAUGAUUAACAACUGUGAAGUACAAUGUGUCCUUGUUGACACCAGGAGUGCACCAGACAUCAUGUACUUCCACUGUUUCGAGAGUCUGGGACUGGAUCUAGCAUUGUUGCAGAAAUAUGAUGGUCCUAUCUAUGGUUUCAACAACCAACCUAUUCCGGUAGAAGGAGUUCUUACUCUACAUGUGGCUUUUGGGAGUGGCAGGACCUAUGUGACCCCGUCGGUCCGUUUCCUCGUAGUAAAGAUGGUGUCCUCUUUCAACAUUGUUAUUGGUCGACCCACACUGACUGAAAUCCGAGCUGUAGUUUCCCAAUCUCACCUCUGCAUGAAGUUCCUAACUCCUAUGGGAAUAGCAACACUGCGAGGAAACCAGGAGGUGGCCAGGCAUUGUUAUAUCACCUCGGUAACGCAACCCAUGAAGGGCAAAGCUCAAACACCCGAGGCCAUUCCUCAGCAAAUUCCUGAUAAUCAGCAAGUUAUGGGUGUUGAGAUCGUAGAUAAUCGACCAGAAGAUGAAACCAGAGCUGCUCCGGUCGAAGAUGUUGAAGAAGCUGGUUUUGUCAAGAAAGUUGAUUACUGUGAAUGGGUGGCUAACCCAGUUCUGGUGAAGAAGGCAAAUGGCAAAUGGCGAAUGUGCAUUGAUUACACAAAUCUUAACAAUGCCUGCCCUAAGGAUUGCUAUCCAAUGCUGAGCAUUGACAAACUAGUUGAAGCAGCUUCAGGCAAUGAGAGGUUAAGCCUCUUGGACGCAUAUUCGGGGUAUCACCAGGUGCCAAUGGCUCCAAAAGACGAAAAGAAAACUGCGUUCUAUGCUGGCGAUGAAAUUUGUUGUUAUGUCAUGAUGCCGUUUGGCUUGAAGAAUGUAGGUGCUACUUAUCAGAAAAUGGUAACCAUUGUCUUCCACGCUCAGAUUGGCAAGAAUCUAGAGGUAUAUGUCGACGACAUUGUGGUAAAGAGCAUAAAAGCAGAAGACCAUCUCUCCGACCUCGACGAAACCUUUAACAACCUUAGAAAGAACAGGAUGCGGUUGAACCCAGCCAAAUGCAUCUUCGGAGUGGAGUCUGGAAAAUUUCUAGGUUUCAUGGUGUCCCGAAGGGGAAUUGAGGUCAAUCCAGAGAAGAUCAGAGCAAUUGCCGAGAUGGAACCGCCUAAAUCAGUGAAGGAUAUACAGAGGCUGACUGAAAGGGUGGCAGCUCUGCAUCGGUUCAUAUCGAAGUCAGCAGAUAAAUGUCUGCCAUUUUUCAAAAUUAUGAGCUCACCGCCUCUGUUGACUAAGGCUGUAGAUGGAGAACUUCUUUACUUGUACUUAGGGAUUUCAGACGAGGCUAUUAGUUCAGUUCUGGUGAGAGAAGAAGCUAGGCAGCAGAAACCAAUUUAUUAUAUCAGCAGCGUGCUGCAUGGAGCAGAAAUGAGGUAUCCUAUAGCUGAGAAAGCAGCAUUAGCAGUCGUCACUUCGGCCAGAAAGUUGAGGCCAUAUUUCCAGUCACACCCAAUUAUAGUUUUCACCGAUCAACCUCUCAUCCAGAUUCUGCAGAAACCAGAGUGCUCUGGAAGAUUAAUUAAGUGGGCAGUAGAACUGGGAGAGUUUGAGAUAACGUUUCAGCAAAGAUCGGCCAUCCGAGCUCAAGCAUUAGCAGAUUUUAUUGUCAAAUGCACUCCAUGUCCUUCAACCUCUAAUCCAGAGUCCAACGAGUGGACCUUAUAUGUUGACGGAGCAUCUAGUAGCAAAGGCUCAGGGGUUGGCGCUCUCUUGAUUGGUCCAGAGGGAUACCGAAGCGAACAUGCCCUGAAGUUCAAUUUCGAUGCAACAAAUAACAUGGCUGAAUAUGAAGCUCUGCUACUUGGUCUAUAGUAUGGGAUCAAGUUGCAGUUCACUUCCGUUUACCAUCCGGAGUCCAAUGGCAUGGUGGAAUCUGUUAACAAAUGCAUUUUGGAAGGAAUAAGGCCGAGAUUGGAGCAGCAUAAGGCCAAGUGGGCAGACGAGCUCAACAACAUCCUCUGGGCAUACAGAACCACGAGCCGAACUGCUACAGGUGAAAUACCUUACCACCUGGCCUUUGGUACCGAAGCAGUUAUUCCUAUUGAAAUAGGAGUCCCAAGCUUCCGGGUCACCCAUUUCGAUGAAGGACGAAAUGGACAACUGCUUCGGGAAAACCUUGAUCUGCUUGCUGAAGUCAGAGAAGAAGCUCGGCUUCGAACUCUCGCAUACAAGCAGAAACUAGCCAACUUCUACAAUAAACGGGUCUGCCCUCGCACAUUCAAAGUAGGAGACCUUGUUCUUAGAAAAGCUGGCCUAACAGGGUUUGAAACUCGUUUUGGCAAACUCGCCCCAAAUUGGGAAGGCCCUUAUGCCGUGGCCGAGGUGCCACAUCCUGGUGCCUAUGUCCUCCAAGACGCUGAAGGAAAGAGAGUUCCUAGAGUCUGGAAUGUCAAUAACUUGAAGAAAUGUUACCCUUAAUAAAAUUCUUUCAAGUGAUCUAUGUCUUACUGUUCUUUACACUUCUCACUUCGUAUUUAUUGAGAUUCAUUUUACCUCUUAUUCUAUGUAUCCGAAGUCAAUCAGUACUUAUAUCUCACUUCUGAUUAAUAAAAGUCACUUCACAUA